UCCCCCGCCCCUUGUGAGGAGGAAGCUACUUUAAAAAACGCCCAUUCGCAGACAAAUCCUCAUUAUAUCCAAGGUGCGGCUAUUCAACAGGUGUCUGAGAAAUAGUCCCUUUUGCAUUUUACAGGCAAAACUACCAAAUUGGGUUUAUAUUUCGCUGACUACUUUCUAAAACAAUUUUACAACAACAGCUUCUUUUUUUAAGACAUCCAUUGUGUGAACGCGUGGAGGACUGCUAGUCUCAACCAGGUGGACAGUCAUUUAUUUUUUGUUCGUACAAAACAAUUAGACUUUCUACAGGUUUUACAAGAACAGUGACUUUCCUAAAACUCAGUUUGAUUCAAGGAGUUCAUAAUGGCCAACUCGGGACUCCAGAUUUUGGGGUUUGCCCUGUCGCUACUAGGUCUGAUCGGGUUAAUUGUAGGCACAAUCCUGCCCCAGUGGAAGAUGUCCGCCUAUGUCGGGGACAACAUCAUCACAGCAGUGUCUAUGUACCAGGGAUUAUGGAUGUCUUGUGCAUUUCAGAGCACCGGCCAGAUCCAAUGCAAAGUCUACGACUCAAUUCUGCAACUUGACAGUGCGCUCCAGGCAACGCGUGCCCUGAUGAUUGUGGGCAUCAUUGUGACCGUGGCUGGACUGGGGGUGGCAACCAUGGGAAUGAAGUGCAGCAACUGUGGAGGAGAUGACAAAAUAAAGAAGUCUCGCAUCACCAUGACUGGAGGCAUCAUCCUGCUGAUUGGAUCUCUGUCUGCAACUAUUGCCUGCUCGUGGUUUGCUCAUAACAUCAUCAAAGAGUUCUACAAUCCAUUCGCCCCUGUCAACUCCAAGUAUGAGUUUGGUUUAGCCAUCUUCAUUGCCUGGGCUGGAGCCUUCCUGGACAUAAUCGGUGGUGCCAUGCUCGCAGCAUCAUGCCCCAAGGGCAAACCUACACCCAAAUACCCCAUCGCCGCCACCCGCCCCCCUAGCAGCACCAAGGAAUUCGUCUGAGCAGGAGACCCCUUCCCCCCCUUCCCACCCCUCUCUCUCUGCCCUGCUGCCUGGAGGCUGAAGGAAAGGCACCCACAUGUACUGUGCAUCAGUCCAACUCAACAUGUCAUUUGGUCUCUGCCAAGUCCACCUAGAUAGCAUUGUCUUUUUUUGAACUACGUAUGUUUUACAUUUCAUCUGCAGUGAACCCUCAAUUACUGAUUGUAAGGCUGUAAUUUUAAGAUCUGUAUUUUUAUGUGACUGUUUUCGAGGACUACUCAUGAUAUUUACUUGUAAGGGAGAGCAGACGGUGAGCGUCUGCCUCUGUGAGAAUGUUUUAUAUCCCCCUCACACCAUUACUCCACUUUUCUCCCAUGUCUAUUACUGUAGGCUACAUGGACAGGCCAGAUGAUUGUAAUGAUGAAAGGGCCACCAUGAUUUGGUAUUGCAUUACAAUAGCCAAACCUCCCACAACAUCUUCUAGGAGCCAGAUGGGACAUCUAUUGUCUGACUUAAUGUUUAUGCUAGAUAUUUUUAUUUCAAUGCCUAAGACAACACAUACUAUGAGGUACCAGUCAAGACUUGUAUGAUUUGAAGGUCUGGGACGGAGUCCUCCAUAUCUUUACAAGAUUGACAGACUAUUUGCUGUAGUUCAGUUAUUGCUAUUAUCAGUGGUAAAGGAAAUCAGUGUGACUCAUUUGGUGAAACAUUUGACUCCAUACUCUCCCUUUGGUCAAGUACUUGUUUGUUUUUAUUAGCUAGUAGCCUACAGUAGGUGUGCUUCAAAAAUGGUAAAAUUAAUCUUUUCUGUCACAUUCAGAAUAUUCUACUUGUUUUUUGUUUAUUUUAAGAGUUUAUUUUAGUUAUUGUUAUAAGAUUUGGCGUCUGUAAAUAAAGUUGUGGUUUUGGGCAUA
Messenger RNA from Oncorhynchus kisutch (coho salmon), 1877 nucleotides. RefSeq names its product claudin-7-B-like. Gene Ontology annotation, molecular function: structural molecule activity. Bases 352 to 984 code for a protein of 210 amino acids. Gene Ontology annotation, cellular component: membrane; bicellular tight junction. The record is from RefSeq and is a predicted model, not a curated record. The transcript is spliced from 4 exons. NCBI's taxonomy places the organism in Eukaryota, Metazoa, Chordata, Actinopteri, Salmoniformes, Salmonidae.